This is a messenger RNA of Paramecium primaurelia, 372 nucleotides long. NCBI's taxonomy places the organism in Eukaryota, Ciliophora, Oligohymenophorea, Peniculida, Parameciidae. The record is from the annotation of a GenBank genome assembly.
AUGUAAAUUAGUAAUAAUAGUUAACAGUUAGCACUUACAAAGAUCCAAAACAACGCAUUUAAUGUCUAAUAUUCUCCUUUUAGACUUCUAAAUAUCAAAUACACUGAAGCCUCUACAUAAAGGUUGAUUGAAGAACCUAUUAAUUCUAUUCAAGUAUUUUAGAUCCAAGGCAGUAACUAUGAAAUGCAUUUUAAUACCAAAAAUAGCAAGCAACCAAAGUAGACAAAAGAAUCAGUCAAGGUUAUAUCAAUUGAUUUAAAACUAUAAAAGAAAAAAUUAAAAACAGCAUCCAAAGAAAACCUAUCAGAUUAUCAAAGAAAAUUAAUCAGUGAUAUAUAAAAAAUAGAAUAAGAAAUCCUAAAUCUCAGUUGA